This is a messenger RNA of Monodelphis domestica (gray short-tailed opossum), 4348 nucleotides long. It is a transcript of the gene GRIN3B, whose product is annotated as glutamate ionotropic receptor NMDA type subunit 3B. Gene Ontology annotation, cellular component: membrane. Gene Ontology annotation, biological process: monoatomic ion transport. The record is from RefSeq and is a predicted model, not a curated record. Lineage: Eukaryota; Metazoa; Chordata; Mammalia; Didelphimorphia; Didelphidae. Gene Ontology annotation, molecular function: signaling receptor activity; ligand-gated monoatomic ion channel activity.
CUGGCGACUCCUGGAGGGCGGGCCCGGGGGCACGUGGCUCUGGGUGCCCGCUCUGGCGCCGCCCCGCCCCGCUCCCGCCCUCCCGGUGCCUUCCGUCCCUCUUUCCCGGGGCGCUCUCUCCGAGCCCCGAAGUUUCCCAUGGAGUUUGUGGCCGCGCUUCGCCUCUGCCUGUGGCUGUGGCUGUGGCCGGGGCUGGGGCCGGGGCUGGGGCCGGGGCCGGGACUGGGCCACCCGCAGCCCUGUCCCCAGGGCGCGCAGCUCGGGGGCCCGCUGCGCCUGGGCGCCCUUCUGCCCCGGGCGGCGGCCCUGCAGCGCCGUGUGCGGCGCGCCCUAGCCCGGGCCAUCUCGGAGGGCGCGUGGGGGCCCGAGCCGGGGCUGGAGCUGGGGCUGGAGCUGGGGCCAGAGCUGGAGCUGGAGGCCCCCGCGCCCCCCGCCCGGGACCCCGCCUCGCUGGCUGCCUGGCUGUGCCGCCUGCUGGCUCGGCCGGGGCUGGCCGCACUGCUGGCCUUCCCUGAGUCCCGGCCCGAGCUGCUGCAGCUUCACUUCCUGGCCGCCAGCCUGGAGACCCCCGUGCUGAGCCUGCUGCAGCUGGACGCGCGCCUGCCGCCCGCCACGCCGAAUCCGUUCCAUCUGCAGCUGGACUGGGCCAACCCCCUGGAGACGCUGGUGGACGUGCUCUCCUCUGUGCUUCGCGCCCAUGCCUGGAAGGACAUCGCUCUGGUCCUGUGCCGCAUCCGUGAUCCCGGGAGCUUCUCGGACUUCUGGACCCAGCGCACGGGGCUGGCACCACAGAUGACCCUGGAGCUGAGCCGGUUGCCUGGAGCCCUGGCCCGCCUGCAGGCACUGGCCGGGGAGCCUCCCCCGGUUACAGCUGCCAUCCUGUUUGGCUGUGAUGCCAACCGUGCCCUUCAAGUGCUGGCCGCCGCCCCCCCUGGGCCCAGAUGGCUCCUGGGCACCCCACUGGAGGCCAGGGAAUUGCCCAUUCAAGGCUUGCCCCCAGGAUUACUGGCCUUUGGUGGGGAGAGCCAGCCCCUCCUGGAGGAUCUCACCCAGGAUGCUGCAGGGCUGGUGGUCCAGGCAGUGGGCAGGGCUGUCCAUGCCCACCCUGAACAGAUCCUCUCUCCCUCAGUAGUCAGCUGUACCAGCCCUCGACUGUCAAGGCCUGAGUCCUGGGGCAGGCGUCUGGCUGGGUUCCUGGCCAACGCCUCCUUCCACGGCCGGACGGGUCACAUGUGGGUGACGGCUACCUCCCAGGUUCACAUCCAGCACCAUUUUCAGGUGUGGAGCCUCCUGCGGGACCCUCGAGGCGCCCCCGCCUGGGUGACGGUGGGCCACUGGCAGGACGGGCGUCUGGAGCCGGCGGCGGGGGGCGUGUGGCCGGGAGCGGGGGGGCUCGGCGGGCGGAUGCCCCCGCGCUCCCCUCUGCUGGAGAAUGAAGUCGGGCCUCAGAAGCUGCGGGUGGUCACCCUGGUGGAGCACCCGUUCGUGUUCACCCGCGAGGUGGAUGAGGACGGCCACUGCCCCGCCGGCCAGCUGUGCCUGGACCCGGGCACGAACGACUCCGCCGUCCUGGGGGAGCUCUUCGCCGCCCUGGACGAGCCGGGCAACGGCUCGGUGCCCCGCGACCUGCGCAAGUGCUGCUACGGAUACUGCAUCGACCUGCUGGAGCAGCUGGCGGAGGACCUGUCCUUCGCCUUCGAGCUGUACAUCGUGGGGGACGGCAAGUACGGCGCCUGGCGCGACGGCCGCUGGACCGGCCUGGUGGGGGACCUCCUGGCGGGCACCGCCCACAUGGCCGUCACCAGCUUCAGCAUCAACUCGGCGCGCAGCCAGGUCAUCGACUUCACCAGCCCCUUCUUCUCCACCAGCCUGGGCAUCCUGGUGCGCACGCGCGACACGGCCUCCCCCAUCGGCGCCUUCAUGUGGCCCCUGCACUGGACCAUGUGGGUGGGCGUCUUCGUGGCCCUGCACCUGACCGCCCUCUUCCUCACGCUGUACGAGUGGCGCAGCCCCUACGGCAUGACGCCGCACGGCCGCAACCGGCUCAAGGUCUUCUCCUACUCGUCCGCCCUCAACCUCUGCUACGCCAUCCUCUUCGGCCGCACCGUGUCCAGCAAGACGCCCAAGUGCCCCACGGGCCGCUUCCUCAUGAACCUGUGGGCCAUCUUCGGCCUCCUCGUGCUCUCCAGCUACACGGCCAACCUGGCCGCCGUCAUGGUCGGGGAGAAGACCUUCGAGGAGCUGUCGGGGAUCCACGACCCCAAGCUGCACCAUCCAUCUCAAGGCUUUCGCUUUGGCACCGUGUGGGAGAGCAGCGCCGAGGCCUACAUCAAGAAAAGCUUCCCGGAGAUGGCCGAGUACAUGCGCAGGCACAACGUGCCCACCACGCCCGACGGGGUCGCCAUGCUCACGACGGACCCUCCAAAGCUCAACGCCUUCAUCAUGGACAAGUCGCUGCUGGACUACGAGGUCUCCAUCGACGCCGACUGCAAACUGCUCACCGUGGGCAAGCCCUUUGCCAUCGAAGGCUACGGGAUUGGGCUGCCUCGGAACUCGCCGCUCACCUCCAACCUGUCCGAGUUUAUCAGUCGCUACAAGUCUUCGGGGUUCAUCGAUCUGCUGCACGACAAGUGGUACAAGAUGGUGCCCUGUGGCAAGAGGGUCAUCGCUGUCACGGAGACUCUGCAGAUGGGCAUCUACCACUUCUCGGGGCUCUUCGUGCUGCUCUGCCUGGGCCUCGGAUGCUCCCUCCUCACCUCUUUGGGGGAACACAUUUUCUAUCGCCUGGUCCUGCCUCGGAUCCGCAAGCACGCCAAGCUGCAGUACUGGCUGCACACCAGCCAGAAAAUCCAUCGGGCUCUGAACACCAGCUUAGAGCAGCAGAAGAACCAGAAGGCAGAGCCGGAGCCUGCGCCGGAGCCAAGCUGCAACCCCCCCGGCCAGCAGAGCAGCAGGAACAGCCUCAGGCCGGCGGUGAAGGGUGAGCGCAGGGUCCGAUUCCAGGAGCCAGGGAUGGAGGGGCCUGACCUGCAGCUCACCAAUGGGCGCCUGCCUCAGCAGCAGCCGGUGGGGCAGCCGGAAGCAGUACGGCCACAGUCCCCUCCUCUGGCAGCUGCUGCUGCCGCCCCUGCCACUACAACCACAACCACCCAGAGCGAGCUGAAGGCCCUGGAGCAGCGAAUCGAGGGCAUGCGGGAGCAGCUCCGGGCUGCCUUGCUCAGGAAGAGUGAGCUGGUGCUCCUGCUUGGGAGGGACCUGCCCCCCCGCAGCCGGCUACUGCUGCCCCCCCAGGAGAUCAGCGAGGACAGCUAGCCAUGCCUGACCGCCCACCAGUCCCUUGGCCUUCCUGUGGCACUGGAACCUAGCUCCCGGGCCUGGGCACACAAGUGGGAGUGGUGGCAGUACCAAGCUCCCAUUUGCUUUGUGGCUCCAGGCUUUCCGAGCCAGUUUCACGCACCCCUUCAGGGCACCCUAAGUCCUGGCUUGACCUGAGAUUCAAUAUAGUAGCUGCUGCCCUCAGGCUCCUCUGAAACUAGAGGCCAUUUCCAAGUCUGGAAGGGCCCGGCCUCUGGUGUCAGUUGGCCAGGCAGCCAGAGCCUAAGACCUCCUUUGGCCAGGAUUGGUGGAGGGUUAGAGCACAAAGCCCUUACAGGCCCUUGGCGACAGCAGCAACUGCAUGUUGGGAAUCCUGGGAGGAGCCGGCAUCGGUGGGCUAAGGGCACCGGCUCCCUGAAGCAUCAUCCCCUUGCAUGCCUACAAGCUUCGUGUUGAUGAGAAAGCAUGAGUUCCAUCCUCUCCCUCCAUUGUACCAUAGUGUCAGCUUGGGGGUGGAAAGGUCGGCACCUCGGCCCCAGGGACCUCAGCAGCUUCAUCCUGGGGCCACAUACAUUCCACAAGCCUAGAUUUAAGAGCUGGCAGAAAAUUUAAUAAUUUUCAAAAUAUUUUAGACACCAUAAAUGUGAGUCUGGAGAGAAAAUACCGAUGUUAAGCAGGCCAGAUGCAGACUGUAAGCCACUGCCAAUGAGGAAUUGCUGUAGAGGGCAUCCCCAGAAACAGGCCUGCCCAGAGGGCUGCACUGGGAACAAAGGGAGACACUGAGGAAGGCCUCCAAGCUGCUGGGAAGACGGCUGAGAAGGGUGGAGCACUCCUGUCAGGGCAGCCCCUUCACUUCUGGGAAAUGCUUGCUCUGAUCUGCUGAGAUGUCAAUGAAAGAAGUGGAGGAAAAUCAGAGAGAGCAACUGUUAGAUAGACUAUUUAUUAUAUAUACAAACACAAUUUUUAUACAUUACAAUUAAAUAGAAUGGAAUGAAUUUUUUAUUCUUCAUUCCUCACCAAGUGAUUUGGUUGA